This is a messenger RNA of Xiphias gladius (swordfish), 861 nucleotides long. RefSeq names its product succinate dehydrogenase complex, subunit D, integral membrane protein b (gene sdhdb). Gene Ontology annotation, cellular component: membrane; mitochondrial envelope. Lineage: Eukaryota; Metazoa; Chordata; Actinopteri; Istiophoriformes; Xiphiidae. The record is from RefSeq and is a predicted model, not a curated record. The coding region runs from base 1 to 486 and encodes 161 amino acids. The transcript is spliced from 4 exons. Gene Ontology annotation, biological process: tricarboxylic acid cycle; mitochondrial electron transport, succinate to ubiquinone. Gene Ontology annotation, molecular function: ubiquinone binding; heme binding.
AUGAUCAUCAUGGCGGCUAUCGUCAGGUUGAGUUCUGCCUGUCGCAGAGGAGUCCAACCCCUGUUUUACCAGAGCACUUUGUUGUCCAGACCGCUGGUCGUACCUCACAAACACCAGGAGCAGCCCUACCUGCUGAGAGCAAGAAUUCAUGCAUCACAGGCUCUUUACGCCGGUCCUGGCUCCAAAGCCGCCUCUCUGCACUGGACAGCAGAGCGAGUGCUGAGCAUCCUGUUGCUGGCCAUGGGACCCGUAGCCUAUUUUAACCCUGGACCGGUCAUGGACUAUUCCUUGGCUGCUGCCCUGACACUGCAUGGCCACUGGGGUAUCGGGCAGGUGUUAACAGACUACGUUCACGGGGACCCUAAGAUCAAGAUUGCCAAUGCAGGUCUCUUCCUCCUGUCCACGGUCACCUUUGCUGGUCUUUGCUAUUUCAACUACAAUGACGUUGGCAUCUGCAAAGCCAUUGCCCUGCUCUGGAGCAAAUGAAUAUGACUGUGGACUGGGAAGCUUGGGAGGACCUAAACACUGGGACAGGGGCAAUCUCGUCCUGGCCGAUUGUAAAAAUUCAAGGUGUUCUAUGUAAAUUCUUAUAAAUAUAUCAUGUUGACAAUUUUGACAGUGAUUCACAUGUGUGUAAUUGCAAGCAAUGUUGAUCUGUUCAGGCUUGGUCUUCGUAUUGCGUUCUUGCUCGGUUUAGUUGCAGUAAUGAUUGGGCAACUGGCAUCCACUGUCUUUCCUUACACGUGGGAGAUGAGCUUCUGUUUAUGUUCAGUAUGGACUAAAUUUAAGCUGCAUUUCCCUGUAUGUUCUGAAACUAAGCAACAACAUGGCCACUUAUUAAAUAUGUCACCACCAAUUCUA